AAAAAAAGCAACCACAUUUCUUUCUCUAUCUCACUCUCUCGUUUAACAUUCUCAUGAAAUUAGGGUUUUAGAAAGAUAGAUCGAUUGAAGAUGAGGAAAGGUAAGAGAGUGAUAAAAAAGAUAGAGGAGAAAAUAAAGAGACAAGUGACAUUCGCAAAGAGAAAGAAGAGUCUAAUCAAGAAGGCAUAUGAACUCUCUGUUCUCUGCGAUGUCCACCUUGGUCUCAUCAUCUUCUCUCACUCCAACAGGCUCUACGAUUUCUGCUCCAACUCUACCAGCAUGGAGAAUCUCAUCAUGAGAUACCAAAAGGAAAAAGAAGGUCAAACCACUGCAGAACACAGUUUCCACUCGGAUCAGUGUUCAGAUUGCGUGAAGACGAAGGAAUCAAUGAUGAGAGAGAUAGAGAAUCUUAAGCUGAAUCUUCAAUUGUACGACGGACAUGGCUUGAAUCUCUUGACCUACGACGAGCUCCUUUCUUUUGAGCUCCAUCUCGAAUCUUCUCUACAACAUGCUCGAGCUCGCAAGUCUGAGUUCAUGCAUCAGCAGCAGCAGCAACAAACAGAUCAAAAGCUUAAGGGAAAAGAAAAGGGUCAAGGAAGCUCUUGGGAGCAGCUGAUGUGGCAAGCAGAGAGACAGAUGAUGACGUGUCAAAGACAAAAAGAUCCUGCGCCGGCGAAUGAAGGAGGAGUUCCUUUUUUACGGUGGGGAACAACCCACCGACGUUCUUCACCUCCUUAAGCUACCACAACCAGGCCCAAAUACAGGCCCAUAACUUCUCUCUAUCUAUAAAAAACAACUGAUAGUAAAAAGUAUUGACCCGGUUUGGUUCGGUUAUGUUGAUACCAGACUA
Molecule: messenger RNA, 850 nt
Organism: Arabidopsis thaliana (thale cress)
Lineage: Eukaryota; Viridiplantae; Streptophyta; Magnoliopsida; Brassicales; Brassicaceae
Gene: GOA
Product: GORDITA
Exons: 5
Coding region: 91-738 (215 amino acids)
Biological process (GO): regulation of DNA-templated transcription; positive regulation of transcription by RNA polymerase II
Cellular component (GO): nucleus
Molecular function (GO): RNA polymerase II transcription regulatory region sequence-specific DNA binding; DNA-binding transcription factor activity; protein dimerization activity
Source: RefSeq, marked reviewed